AUGGCUGACAGCGAGUACAAUCGCGAAGAAGAUACGUUUGAGGAGGAGGAAGAGGUUGAUGAGAGUGGAUACAAAAGCGUCAAAGAUGCCGUCCUCUUUGCAAUCGAAAUUAGCGAAUCUAUGUUGACGGUAGAUCCGAACUCCGGCUCCAAGCGGACGCGACCGGAAUCUCCAGCUACUGCUGCGCUCAAAUGUGCAUAUCAUUUGAUGCAGCAGCGGAUCAUAUCAAACCCCAAAGACAUGAUUGGCGUUUUGCUUUAUGGGACGGAAUCCUCAAAGUUCUAUGCCGAUGACGAAGACGGAAGGGGGAGCCUGCCCUACCCCCAUUGCUACCUAUUCACAGACCUUGAUGUGCCACUCGCGUCAGACGUGAAAGAACUCCGGGCGUUGGUAGAAAAUGAAGACAGGGCUGCUGAAAUCCUGGUUCCCUCCAAGGAGCCCGUUUCGAUGGCCAACGUCUUGUUCUGUGCCAACCAGAUAUUCACGACAAAGGCCCCUAACUUCUCGUCUCGACGACUGUUUAUUGUGACCAACAAUGAUAAUCCACACGCCAAGGAUAGGGCGAUGAGAUCUGCGGCUACUGUUCGCGCGAAGGACUUGUAUGACUUGGGUGUCGUAAUUGAAUUGUUUCCCCUGUCCACCCCCGAAGGAGAUUUUGAUACGUCCAAGUUCUACGAUGAUAUAAUAUAUCGAGCUUCUCCAACGGAUCCAGAGGCUCCAGAUUACUCUCACACGUCCAAACCCACUUCCAGCGGUGGCGACGGCAUAUCGAUAUUGAAUAGCCUGCUAUCUUCGAUCAAUUCAAAAUCUACACCUCGUCGUGCUUUAUUCUCCAGUAUACCAUUAGAAAUCGGUCCCGAUUUCAAGAUAUCCGUCACCGGAUACAUUAUUUUCAAACGACAAGAACCAGCGAGAAGCUGCUAUGUGUGGUUAGGAGGUGAAGAGCCGCAGCUUGCAAAGGGUAUAACUACGCAGAUGGCGGAUGACUCUGCACGGGAAGUCGAAAAAUGGGAGAUCAGGAAAGCUUACAAAUUUGGGGGCGAGCAGAUCACAUUCACCCAAGAAGAGCAGAGUGCGUUGAGAAACUUUGGUGAUCCAGUCAUCCGUAUAAUCGGGUUCAGAUCCAUGUCAUUACUUCCGAUUUGGGCGUCGAUUAAGCAACCAACGUUUAUAUACCCUUCUGAAGGAGUGUUUGUAGGAUCUACUCGUGUCUUCUCAGCGUUGCAGCAGACACUCCUCAAACAAGGGAAGUAUGCUCUUGUAUGGUUUGUUGCCCGAAAGAACGCCGCUCCGGUCAUGGCUGCGAUGAUCCCAGGGGAAGAGGAACUCGACGAACAGGGCGCCCAAGUUAUCCCACCAGGAAUGUGGAUUCUACCGUUACCUUUUGCGGACGAUAUCCGCAGAAACCCCGAAACGGAACAUAUAGUGGCCCCUGAACCUUUGGUGGACAAAAUGAGAGAUGUCAUUCAGAAGUUACAACUCCCCAAGAGCAGAUAUGACCCGCAAAAGUACCCUAAUCCUUCUUUGCAAUGGCACUAUCGCAUUCUUCAAGCGCUGGCGCUUGACGAGGACUUACCGGAGCAACCCGAAGAUAAAACGAUUCCCAAAUAUAAGCAAAUUGACAAGCGUGCUGGCGAAUUCGUUGUUGCCUGGGGCGAAGAACUGGAAGACCAGUAUCGGCAGCUCGAUCGCCCAAAGCCAGUUACGACUUUGGCUAAGAGGCCCGCACCCAGCAAAGCGGCUGAAGGCGAUGGACGAGCAACUAAAAAGGUAAAGGCUGAAGGCACCAGCGACGAGGAGGUGAAGAUGCAUUAUAUAAAAGGCACCUUGAACAAGGUUUGA
Messenger RNA from Uncinocarpus reesii 1704, 1842 nucleotides. RefSeq names its product MUS51 protein. Lineage: Eukaryota; Fungi; Ascomycota; Eurotiomycetes; Onygenales; Onygenaceae. The transcript has 5 exons. Gene Ontology annotation, biological process: telomere maintenance; cellular response to X-ray; cellular response to gamma radiation. Gene Ontology annotation, molecular function: telomeric repeat DNA binding; damaged DNA binding; double-stranded DNA binding. Bases 1 to 1842 code for a protein of 613 amino acids. The record is from RefSeq and is a predicted model, not a curated record. Gene Ontology annotation, cellular component: Ku70:Ku80 complex; nucleus.